Molecule: messenger RNA, 747 nt
Organism: Cladocopium goreaui
Lineage: Eukaryota; Dinophyceae; Suessiales; Symbiodiniaceae
Source: the annotation of a GenBank genome assembly
AUGUCUGCAGCGCGUGUUGGUGCACUCACAGUCCCCGACGGGUCUGCUGUGCCAGAGCACGGGUUGCGGAAUUUGGAAGCUUUGUUGCAACAGGUUGCUACGGAAGCUGCUACCACUAGCAGUGUUGGCUUGCUGGCCCAGGUCUUGGGACAGACUUUGGGGAUGGGGGUUUGGGCAUCGGGCUCUAUUGGCACACCUCCGCCACCUCCGCAGCCCACGGAAGCAGAAGCCUUUUCCGACACCGCAGCGCCAACGAGGUUGAUCUCAUCAGAAGAACUCUCCCAGAAACCUGAGGACAAAGAGGAGAACAUCCUUGACGAAGACACCUUGGAGCUGCCUGGGCGUGAUUCGCCAGCCGACGCUGCUGCCCACACUCUUGUGCCCGAGCCUGAUGGUGGUCCCUCGACCUCUGAUCCCGUCUCUCCUGCCACUGUGGCCCCGCAGGAUGUGGUGCCCAAACAUGUUGCCUUGCCUGCCGUGCCGACAGCUGCAGCUGACGUUGCAGAGCCCAAGGUCCCUGCGCCAACACCCAUUGCAGAGCCCAAACUCUCUGCGCCAACGCCCAGGACCCUGAAGGCUGCCGCCAGUGAUCCAGCAACACCCAAAGUUUCUCGCAAACGUGCUUUGUCCGCCGAAGCCCCAAAAGCCGCACCCGCCCCGAAGAGGAGAAGUGGGAAAAUGGGAUCAGGAGUUGGACAUGCUCAGCUCCGCAAGUUUACCAGGUCCAGUCCCCAUCCAAUUUUUUAG